Closterium sp. Naga37s-1 is the source of this 522-nucleotide messenger RNA. The record is from the annotation of a GenBank genome assembly. NCBI's taxonomy places the organism in Eukaryota, Viridiplantae, Streptophyta, Zygnematophyceae, Desmidiales, Closteriaceae.
AUGCCCUAUGCGCCCCUUCCUUCACUCUUCUCAGGCACUCUUGAGGAGGAGGUGGAGGAGGAGGAAGUGGUCACACCUCCUAAUAUGCCCUAUGUCCCUACCUCAGUCCCCACCCCACCUCCUACAGUGUACCCUCGUGUGGUUCCUCCUACCGUGCCUCCUCCAUCCUCACCCCCCUUGGCUACCCCUCCUCCUGUUAUUCCCUCUCCUCUUCCACCCUCCAUCCUUCCUGCACCUGCCCCACCCUCCUCUUCGUCUUCCACUGCGCCGCCCGUUGGUGAGGGGGGGACAGUGGUGUCGCCGUCUGUGAUGAUCACCGACGGGCAGCGCCUUGUGACUAAGCAGCUGCAGGACGAGAACAGCAUGGAUGGAGUGCAGCAGAGUGGGGGACAAGAGACAGGGGAGCAGCAGACAGGGGAGCAGCAGAUUGGGGAGCAGCAGAUAGGGGAGGAGCAGAUAGGGGAGGAGCAGAUUGGGGAGCAGCAGACAGGGGAGCCGCAGACAGGGGAGCAAGAGAUUUAA